This is a messenger RNA of Macrobrachium nipponense, 3847 nucleotides long. RefSeq lists its product as uncharacterized. The record is from RefSeq and is a predicted model, not a curated record. Bases 48 to 3113 code for a protein of 1021 amino acids. NCBI's taxonomy places the organism in Eukaryota, Metazoa, Arthropoda, Malacostraca, Decapoda, Palaemonidae. The transcript has 2 exons.
CACGGUGACACUUCUCCUGUGACUCUUCUUUCGGUUGUGUGCGAGACAUGAGGGCUUCGAUACUCUUACUUUCUUUGGUCAUCGGCGCCUCAUCUCUACCAGGCGAACUUGAGACAUCUUCAUAUCAAUCUAUUUCAACUUUCCAUGGCGUUAAUCCUGAUUCUGGAGGAGCCUUCUUUGGCAACAGAGAUGGCGCUCCAGCUGACCCGUACCCCGGCUACGCCAGGAAAAACUUUCACGAAGCUGAAGUCCCCUUUUCCCAUCUUGGACAUCGGCAAAAUCCCCUGUAUUUAGAGGUUGAUGCCCAUAGACCUUACCACGAAGAUACAUACAUUCCAGGCAUCUAUCAUCAUCCAGUCAAGCAUGUCCACGGUGACGUACAACAUAUCAGACGUUUUCACAGUUCGGGGUACCCUUUGGGACCUAUUCCGAUAUUUAAACCACCUUGGAAACGUCUUAUUGGCAAUUUGCCUGUUCCUCACGAGGGAUUCAACAGAGAAUACUCGAGGGGUCCUUUCCACAGAAUUCAUUCCUCAUACAGAUUAAGGAAUCCAAAUUACCUUUUAGAACCAAGGAAGCAGAUUCACGGAAACAGACACGCAGAGGAUAUACAUAAGAGGAUACAUUCUCCUCAUUUCUUGACAGAUAAACAUUUUCAUAGGUUGCAUCCUCCGUUUGGUUUCCACCAUAGACACGUGAGAUUUAAAGGAGACGAGCGUCUUCUUGACCCUAUCAGCGAACAUAUACACUCCUUGUAUCAUCAUCCUGAUUUUGAACCUAGUGGCCCUUCUCAUGACCUUAAUACCAUUCCAGUUAACCUCAAGGAAAGUAUCAGAAAUAAUGAGUUUCUGGGAGACAUAACCAACCUACACAAGCCGACUGAAUAUGUUGCAAUUGCAGCGCACCCUGACGGAGGAACAUCAUAUGUUAAGAACAGGAGGAUGGGUAAGAGAGAAGCUAUACCCAGUUCAGGAUCAGGACAAUUACGGAGCAGGGUAUCUGAGGAAAAUUUGGCAGACGUCUUUCUACCUGCUGUAAACAGAAACUUUGAUGUAGGUUCUUCUGACAUGCUCGAAUUCACUCCUGUUAAUAAUCAGUCUGGAAGCUUCAGUGGCUUAGGAGAUGAUUUUGUGAUCAGAUUUCUGAAUAAUAUAGACCUUGGUUUAGAUGGCCUAAACAUUGCUCUCAAUAGUGGGUUCAAUGUUACCAAUGAAGGGAUAUUUUUGGGCAUCCAUACAGAGCCAUCCGGGUCAGAAAUAGCUGUUGGGUCAAAUGAUAACCAAACAAACAACAAUAUUGAUAAUUCCAAUGAAAAGUUGUUAGAUUUCAAAAGCAAGGAUGAUUUCGGGAUGGAAACUCACAGUCUUGGACUUCAACAGAACAGCACAGUUCAAGAAGUGCAGAACAAUGGAGGAACAAUGCAAGGCAAUAAUCAGGAAGAAUCUCAAGGAGACCAAGUAGAGCUGACUGUGAAUCAUCAAGCACAUCAAAGACUUAGCCAAAAUCACCAGCAAAACUUAAACGUUGACAGCCAACAUGCUCCAGAGGCCAAAAAUGGCUCUGAAGAAAUGGUUCAGAAAAAAAAUAUCAGCGGCCUUACACAAGCAACUGUAAAUGCAACGGCUACCCUAACAGUUAUUCAUGAUAAAACUACUCCAAGGAUUUCUGAAGUACAGCCACUUCCUGAGCAUUUGACUAACCAAGCUGAUGAGAAUGCUCAGGUUUCUACAUCUGAAUUGCAAGGUUCUCCUUUGAUUAAUAAAAACAGGCAGGUAUUCAUUCCUGAAAUGAACCAUGGACAAAGACAAGUAGGUAAUGUUAUCCUAAAUUCAAGUUACUCUUCUGUCCCAGAAGAACAUGCAUCUGGGCAUAACGUGGACCAGUUCAAGAACAAUCAUGCAUUUAUUCCUGAGAUGGAUCAUGGGCAAAGCCCUGGAGGAAUCACUAUUCUCAAUUCAAGUUACUCAUCAGUUCCAACAGAGCAUCCACAUGGCAUUACUACGAAACCUUAUGUUACAGGGCAAGGUGUAGAUUAUGCAUCUGGGAACAAUAUAGAAAAGUUCAAAAAUAAUUAUCUUAUAAAUAAAGGUGCUAACUAUGAUUCUAGGCCAAACAUAAUUGGAAGUGUUCCCGUCAUAAAACUACAAGAAAUACGUGUGCUUCCAGCACUAGUUCAUAGCUUAACCCCAUUGCAAGGUCAUGAUAGUGCUCUUAGUCGUAAUGCGGUGCUAGAACCUUUUGUUGAUUACGAGAAUAGCUAUAGAACAGGAACAAUUCCUCUGGAAGAAGGGCUUGGUAUUUUACGAAUAGUCUCACAAGUUGGUCAUGGCACGGAUCCAGCUUCAAGAUAUGCUGGAAAUUAUGGAGUAGUACCUGUUCAAACCCAUGGUAAAAAUCAUAACUUGGACACAAUUAAUUUCUUACAGGACCAUGCAGUAAAAAUAGUUCCAAAUCAGAACAGCAGACUUGAUAAGCCAGCUUACCUUCCUCAAGGAAAUACUCUGAGGACCAAAUUUCAUCGUACAAUCAGUCCUCAGCAAAGUCGAGGGGUGACAGGAAGACCAAGCAUAGCAUACCACACAACAAAGCCACAUAUAAAUCAAAGAAAUAGUUUCCCUACACCUUCAGGGUUUCAAAAUUCCUUUCCACAAAAUCAUGGUCGCAACUUUCCUUCCAGUGUCAUACCAAGAUUGGGAUACAGUGUUAACCAAAGGGUAGCUCGCAUAGAGUCCCUUGUUCAUGAUGGAAAAACGGGCACCUUGAAUUCAGCCUUCCGCUUGAGAGAUCGAAUCAGACCCAAAGUACCACGUAGGAAGGGCAUUCUCAUCCACAGAAAUGGGCACAUCCAUCCUUAUAGCCCCCAAGUAAUUGAAAAUAACCUUAAGAAUGUUCAUAGCAGAGGUCACCAUCAGCAUCCAAGAAGGCAUCAACUGAAAGUCAGGCCUAUAGUUAGUGCAAUACCGGGAACCCCACGGUCCAGAAGCGUGCCUGUGUUCGUCAAGCCAAAAGUGCCGCUGCCCAUAUCAUAUAGACCUUCUUACCAGGAAAGGAUAUAUAAUCCUUAUCUUUACCCUAAAUCAGUGGUUCUCAACCAGGGUGGAAUUCCCCCCUAGGGGGGAAUAUCAAAAUUUCGGGGUAACUGUAACCACAGACUGGCAAGCUCAAACUGGCUCUAGGGCCACGCAAAAUGCAGCGUUCAUUGGUCCUCACUAACUUGUAUGUUUAUGAUAGUAGUUUGUUGCAUAUUAUUUGAAAUGCAACUUUGGAGGCAAACAAUUCUGGAAAGGGGGUGGGGGUGACAUUCUGACAUAAAGUGAAAGAGUGCAAGGUCCAAAAAAGGUUGAGAAUCACUGCCCUAAAUUGCAUUAGGGGUAACUUGGAUCUCACCCUAUUCCAGGAAAACGACCAUGAUAUCUCAUGAGAAGAAAAUGGUUAAAGUUUGUUUAUUAUGCAUGAGAAACCUUCACAAAUAACAAGCAAUAUCAUACGAUAGAAAUAACUUUAAGUCAUGAUUCCCACGUGCAACCUACAACUUACAAUUUUUUAUUUAUUUUAUUUUUUAAGAUUAGAAUUCUAGACUAUGUGCUGAUGUGUUUGAAGCAAAAUGGCGAGAAUGUACAUUCCUAGGAGUCUUCACUCCACAAGGCAUUGCAAGGUUUUGAGUAAGAUGCCAAUGCUUAGUUAAGGUCUCGCUGAUGAUCCAGGGUUUUUAUGAUGCUCAAAAGUUAUUUUGAUUACUACCAAUGUUGUUGCUACUCUUUUUACUUCUACGGCUAACAAUAACACUAUUCUUUUAUACCUAAAUGUAAGUCCUAGUAUAAGUACUAAUGUAAUGUUUUAACUAAUA